UCCGUCUGUAUGACAGAAGUAGCCCAAACGUUAAGCGAAACUUCUGCUGCGGGGCUUAACUAAAUCCGUUUAAAACAAAACUGAAUUGAUGUAAAUUUCUAGUUUUAAUUUUAACAAAAUUUGUUUAAUUAGGAAAGUAUUUGUAAUUUCUGCAAUCCUGUAUCAUGUGUCAGCAUGACUGUCAAAAUGCAGUUUGGAUACUGGAUUUUUCAUGUCAAAUAAGAUGACAGUCUUCAGAUUCAAAUUUAAUUUACUUUUUUUUUGUAUUUUAGGAAUAGUAUUUUUCCUUGGGUUAUUUUUAGGAAUGUUGCUGACACACAGCUGGUAUGAUGAAGAUUGCUGUAAAGAAUAUGCACUUAAAAAUGUGUUUUACGAAAGGGAGGGCUCGAAAAAAUCUGUAUCCGAAUGGCAAGAUAAACGUCCUCUCAAUACUUUCUUAGUAGUAUUAAUAUUCAGCAGUCCUACCAAUAAAGAUCGAAGAAAUGCCAUAAGGUCAACAUGGUUGAAAACAAAUUACGAAAUUUUGCACUUUUUUGUUAUCGGUACGGCAUCGUUAUCAUUACUAGAACAACAAGAACUAAAAGAAGAGAAUUAUGUAAAUAAUGAUUUACUUCUCCUCUCGUCGCUUAAAGACUAUUACGCGGAACUGACUUCCAAAUUAAUUCAGUCUAUGAUUUGGCUAGACAGUAACGUCAACUUUAAAUUUGUCACAAAGGUAGACGACGAUAGUUUUGCUCAAUUAGAUCUCAUUUAUAAUAAGUUAUUACUGAUGACUAAUAAACAGAGACUGUAUUGGGGAUUUUUCGAUGGACGAUCGCGCGUAAAACACAGAGGCCAGUGGAAAGAAGAAAAUUGGUUUCUGUGCGAUUAUUAUUUGCCUUAUGCAAGAGGCGGCGGUUAUGUCUUAUCUUCGGAUUUAGUGAAAUUCAUAGUUAAAAAUGCGGAUUACCUACAACUUUAUAAUAGCGAAGACGUUUCGUUGGGUGUUUGGUUAUCUCCUUUGAACAUAAACAGAGUUCACGAUCCAAAUUUUGAUACAGAAUUUCAGUCACGUGGAUGUUUUAACAGCUACCUUAUUACUCAUAAACAAAACAUCCAACAAAUGGUUGAAAAACAUAAAAAUCUCAUUGAGAAUGGUAACUUAUGUAAUAAAGAAUUUAGAAGAAGAAUUUCUUAUAUUUAUAACUGGAAAACUGCACCGUCUCAAUGUUGUAUCCGAAACGACUCGACUAUUCCUUAACGCCAGUAAACAUACUUAAUAAUUGUCAUUAAUAUCUAUCACACAAAGCUUUUGAAAUACAGUGUAUUCCAAAAUGAAUGUUACCAUUUUACAUUACUGCAAUUAUGUUAAUUAUUAUCUGAGAAGUAUGCGAUGUAUACUGAUCGAUAGAGCGAUUGACCAAGUUUUAUAUCAAGUUAUGAAAUGCAUAAUUGACAUAAAUGAAUAAGAGAAAUUUGUCUUCCCAGUUAUGCCUCUCCCAUUGAAAUCAGUAUUGAUAAGGAUCUUAAACAGUAUUUUACCUUAUUUAUACAUUUGAAAACAUCUCGCACAUUCAAACUUCUUGUCGUCUACUACCUCUAGGAAGCACCAUAAAUGAAAAUGGUGACUUUGCAACAGAGAAGGCAAUUUGUGUCUUGUGACGGCACAAACCUAUCCUAGAAAAUCACUCAUUGUGCAACAUGAGUAAUUUGCAGGAGCUGUAGAAUUGUGGAUGCUGUGGGAAGAGUGACAACAGAUAUGCCAUAGUGAGCUUAGGAGGAAUUUGAGUAUCGGUCAGGUGUGUGCCAUGUGACACAAGGUGCACACAUUGAGAAAUUGUAAUGGG
Molecule: messenger RNA, 1826 nt
Organism: Centruroides sculpturatus (bark scorpion)
Lineage: Eukaryota; Metazoa; Arthropoda; Arachnida; Scorpiones; Buthidae
Product: beta-1,3-galactosyltransferase 6-like
Exons: 2
Coding region: 212-1240 (342 amino acids)
Biological process (GO): glycosaminoglycan biosynthetic process
Cellular component (GO): membrane
Molecular function (GO): UDP-galactosyltransferase activity
Source: RefSeq, a predicted model, not a curated record